Nannizzia gypsea CBS 118893 is the source of this 1239-nucleotide messenger RNA. RefSeq names its product pre-mRNA-splicing factor CWC25. Gene Ontology annotation, biological process: mRNA splicing, via spliceosome. The coding region runs from base 1 to 1239 and encodes 412 amino acids. The transcript has a single exon. Gene Ontology annotation, cellular component: U2-type spliceosomal complex. Lineage: Eukaryota; Fungi; Ascomycota; Eurotiomycetes; Onygenales; Arthrodermataceae. The record is from RefSeq and is a predicted model, not a curated record.
AUGGGAGGUGAUCUUAACGUGAAGAAGAGCUGGCAUCCAGUGCUGCUCAAGAACCAAGAGCGAGUAUGGGUUGAGCAGAAGAAAGCGCUCGAGGAGCGCAAGCGGAUCGACCAGAUGAUGAAAGAGCGCCAGGAAGAGAGGCAGAUACAAGAGCUACAGGAGAUGCAAGAGGCCGCUGGCGGCAAGAAACGUUUGAACCGUGUCGACUGGAUGUACUCUGGUCCUGCUGCCGGACAGGCUGGCACGACAGAGGAGAUGGAGGGAUACCUACUGGGCCGAAGACGAAUUGACGGACUGCUCAAGGGAUCCGAGAACUCGAAGCUGGAGAAGGCCGCGCCGGAGGAAUCGUUUAUGAUGGCUCAGAACGCGAACACGGCGAGGGAUACCGCGGCGAAGAUCAGGGAGGACCCCAUGCUGGCCAUCAAGAAACAGGAACAGGCUGCUUAUGAGGCGAUGAUGAAUGAUCCGGCUCGGCGGAGGGCGUUGCUGAAGGCUGCUGGAGUGGAUGAGGAUAGGUCAUCAGCGCAUACGGAGAAAGAGAGAAGACACCGACGACACAGGCAUAGGGACGAGCGUGAUCGUGACCGGGACCGGGACAGAGAUCGUGAUCGAGAUGAGGAGAGACGGUCGAGUCGCAGGUCAAAGAGACACCAUAAUGAAGAUGACCGACGAAGCCGACAUCACCGAAGGGAUCGUUCGCGCAGUGCCUCACGCAGCCGUUCACCACCGCCACCACCGUCAUCGUCACGAAGAUACCACCGUUCACCUUCACCCCAUCGCCGACGGCGGUCAUUUUCACCUCGCCAGCGAGAUAGAGACAGGGACAGAUCACGGUCGCCAUAUCGACGUCGUGAAGAAGAAGAGCCGUCCAGGAGGCAUGCCAGUACCUACCGAAGUCACCGGUCUACUGGCCCGCGCCGUCCCAAGCCAGAGAUCCAUCAAAGCCGUCCUCCCCAGCCGUCGCAUGCUGAUCUAGAACGAGACCGUGCAGCACGCCUUGCAGCUAUGCAACAGAACGCAAACGAGCUUGAUGAAGAGCGCACGCGACGUAUCAGCGCAGCAGAAGAACGAGACAAGGCCGAGAAAGAGGCGGAAGAGGCAGCUCGAGCAGAGUCGAGCAAGUAUGGCGGACGGGGUGCCUUUGUCAACAACAUCCACCGAAAGGCGGGAGACAUCGAUCUAGCAGAUCGACUUCAGCGAGGCAAGAAAAACCUCGAAAAGGAACAGGAGGCUUACUGA